AUGGUCGCUAGUAAGCGUCUUUUCUCCGAGAUCUCCGGUUCCGACACGGAGGACGUUGGUGCUUCCAACAACCUUUUGAAGGUGCAGGCGGCCAAGCGCGGAAAGACGCGCGGCUCGUUGAGCAGACUUUCGGCAGCUCGUCAGGAGCUGCGAGAGAGAGCAGAGGAGGCUAGAGCGGCGGAAUUCGUUGCCGCCCUAGAGAAGAAGGCACAGAAAAAGGAGUCCAAGGCGAGUAAUUCCACUCCGCCUGGACCCCUCGAUAUAGAUGUGGAGGCGAUGGGUCCGGAGGACCUGCUUGGCGCUGCUGAGAGCAAUCUCGAAGAAAUCCUCAGCAUCGCGGCCAAGUCCUCCAACUUGAAAGGGGGGUACGUCAACAAGAUCCGGCGUGCCACAUCUUCGGUGAGGUGUAUCAUUGACGCGCUUGCUUCGCGUACUGUAGCGGAAGAAACCCGGCGUCUCACCGCAGAUAAUGGUAGGCUACGUCGGGAGUUGGCAAACCUCCGCGAAGAAGUCCGCGCGUAUAAGCGGGACUUCGAGGAGAGUCGUGCAUCGGCGGCGAAGGAGAGGUCUUCUCCAAUGUCCAACGAACAGUUGGGCAUUUUGGAGAAGAGCAUCGCCAAAUUGGUGGGCAAUUUGGUCGAUGGGAGGUUGGCGGGGAUAGAGGCACGACUGCCGCCCCCCGCUGUGAUCCGCCCACCGUUGGCGGCCGAUAAGAAGCGGGAGGCUCUUGAAAAGAGAGCUGCCGCCGAGAAGAGUCCGGCACCGGAGACUGCCGCAGUUCGCGACACAUCUCCGGUGCUGAUGUCGCCGGCAGUUCGCCGCCAACGGGAGGAUUUCCCGGCGCUCCCAGUUCGCCCUGAGGUGCGCCCAGCUCCAGUUCAGCCCAAAAAGAGCAGGAGCAAUGGUAAAGGAAAGGGAAAGGGGACUGAACGGCCAGAAUCGGUCAACCCUGGCCCCUCCACAUCUGGGAGUGCACCGCCUGAGGGGCUGGCGGAUUCUUUGGCGACGACGGCCGAGAGACCGGUGGAGACUUCGGCGGUAUUGGCUGCUGUUCCAGUGGUCGAAUCUGCGGAUCCAUUGGGCGGGUGGACAGAGGUCGUCCGCAGGAAGACCUCUGCGAAGAAGGCGGCGCCGAAACAGCCGGCACAGGUGGCGGCUAAGAAGCCGAGGGUACAGAUGCCUCGGUCCACGGCCGUCCUCAUCAAAUUAAAGGCGGACGCGGCGGACAAGGGCGCGACAUACAGCUCGGCGUUGUUGAAGGCGGAGGGCGCCAUUAAGUUGGAAGAGUUGGGGCUCGGCCCCCUCCGCAUCAGGCAGUCGGCCACUGGAGCCAGGUUAAUAGAAAUACCUGGCUCUACUAGCCAUGAAAAGGCGGAUUUGUUGGCGGCCAGACUGUCCGAAGUUCUCGCGGAGGAGGCCGAUAUUUCAAGGCCCGUGAAGUGCUCAAAUUUUAAGCUCACGGGCCUUUCUGACGCUGCGACUGUAGAGUCCGUCAAAUCUGCAGUCGCAGGGGUGGGUGGAUGCUCCCCCGCCCAGGUAUGGGUGGGAAAUAUUGAAAGGGGGCUAGUCGGGACGGGUUUUGCUCGCAUGAGCUGCCCAGUAACGGCUGCAAAAAAAUUGGUGGAACUGGGCAGUUUCGCGGUCGGAUGGAGCAGAGUGGUGGUGCAUCUCGUGGACGCGCGGCCAAGUCACUGCUUCCGAUGUCUGGGAUUGGGGCACUUUGCUGCCAUGUGCCCCCCAAAAAUGAAGGAUCGCAGUGGCUUAUGCUACCGUUGUGGCUCACCUGGACACACUAUGUCUGGGUGCAGUGUGGCGCGCCCAAGAUGCGCAGUCUGCUCCGAUGCUGGCAGACCUGCGGACCACGUUAUGGGGGGUAAAACAUGUAACCCCCCAGUAACCCGGGGAAAAGUUCCCUCCUCUGGGAGGGGACAGGCGGCGCCGGAAGCUGAUAUGUCUGAAUAA
Aricia agestis (brown argus) is the source of this 1962-nucleotide messenger RNA. RefSeq lists its product as uncharacterized. Gene Ontology annotation, molecular function: zinc ion binding; nucleic acid binding. The coding region runs from base 1 to 1962 and encodes 653 amino acids. The transcript has a single exon. The record is from RefSeq and is a predicted model, not a curated record. Lineage: Eukaryota; Metazoa; Arthropoda; Insecta; Lepidoptera; Lycaenidae.